AUGGAGGAAAAGCAGCAGAGACAACAAAUGCAGAAACCAGAGACAGUAGGAGCCCGUACCACCAAGAGACAGCUACCACAGAUACCCCCGGGGAAGAGAAAAUCAAAAAAGACCACAGAACAGCGGCCACGCUCAAUGAAACGUGCAGUUAUUGAAGACUCUAGAGAUGGUAGCGAGGUAGUGUCUCCUCCUGGGACUAAGCCAAGGACUUUUCUAGGAUAUUCUAAUCCUUCAACAGAGCCUGAGGGAGAGGACUCCAGUGUAAUGGUUGCUGUUAGGAUUAGACCAUUCAGUGAAAGGGAGGAGCGUUUAGGAGCUAAACAAGUUGUCCGUGUCCUCAACUCAGACCUGACCAUAACGUCACCCAAAGACUCCAACAUUCAUCGGUUCCAGUAUGAUCACUGCUUUUGGUCCUUUGAUGACAUCCAAGCCUCUUUUGCUGAUCAGAAAACAGUGUAUAAUGAGAUAGCUAGACCACUGCUAGAUAAAGCUUUUGAGGGAUAUAACACUUGUCUCUUUGCUUAUGGGCAGACUGGCUCAGGCAAAAGUUACUGUAUAAUGGGUGAGCCCUCAGCCCUUGGUGUCAUACCACAGUUUGCUAAUGAACUGUAUGAUCGCAUUGAAGGGACUGCUGAUGAAGAAACUUCAUAUAAAGUUGAGGUCAGUUAUUAUGAGAUAUACAAGGAAAGGAUUCACGAUCUCUUGGCAUCAACCAAACACAAGAGCAAAACUCAUCUAAGAGUUAGGGAACAUCCAGUGACAGGUCCCUAUGUUGAAGACUUAUCAACAUAUGUUGCAUCUUCAUUUGCUGAUGUUGAGCGAUGGCUGGCACUGGGUAACAGGUUCCGAGCCACAGCUGCCACUGGAAUGAAUGACAGGAGCUCUCGCUCUCACUCAGUCUUCACACUAGUACUCACCCAGACUAAGGUGGGAAUAAUCCACUUUUAA
This is a messenger RNA of Amphimedon queenslandica, 948 nucleotides long. Its product is annotated as kinesin-like protein KIF14. The coding region runs from base 1 to 948 and encodes 315 amino acids. Gene Ontology annotation, molecular function: microtubule binding; ATP binding; microtubule motor activity. Gene Ontology annotation, biological process: microtubule-based movement. NCBI's taxonomy places the organism in Eukaryota, Metazoa, Porifera, Demospongiae, Haplosclerida, Niphatidae. The record is from RefSeq and is a predicted model, not a curated record. The transcript has 9 exons.